GCGGCCGCAGGGUCCCCCCGGCCGCCCCCAGCAUGAGCCCCGCCUUGCCCUGCGAGGAGACAGCGCUGGCUCUCUGGGGGUGAGGGCACCCCAAAACAAGCCCUGGAUUUGUAGGACAAGGUGACCGAGGAACCCCACGGGAGCAGGGAGGACCAGAGCAUCAUGGCACACCCCAUCUCAGCCUUCCAGGCUGCCUACAUCUCCAUCGAAGUGCUGAUCGCUUUGGUGUCCGUGCCGGGCAAUAUCCUGGUCAUCUGGGCUGUGAAGAUGAACCAGGCACUGCGGGAUGCCACCUUCUGCUUCAUCGUCUCGCUGGCAGUGGCCGACGUGGCCGUGGGGGCUCUGGUCAUCCCUCUAGCCAUCAUCAUCAACAUCGGACCCCAGACGGAGUUUUACACCUGCCUUAUGGUGGCCUGUCCCGUCCUCAUCCUCACGGAGAGCUCCAUCCUGGCGCUUCUGGCCAUCGCUGUGGAUCGGUACCUGCGGGUGAAAAUCCCUGUCAGGUAUAAGAGCAUGGUGACACCACGGCGGGCAGCCGUGGCCAUCGCCUGCUGUUGGAUAGUCUCUUUUCUGGUGGGACUUACCCCCAUGUUUGGGUGGAACAACCUCAACAAGAUGCGAAGGACUCAGGAGCUGAACAGCAGCUACACGGAGUUUGUCAUCACGUGCCAGUUUGAGACAGUCAUCAGCAUGGAGUACAUGGUGUACUUCAACUUCUUCGUCUGGGUCCUGCCUCCCCUGCUGCUGAUGCUGCUCAUCUACCUGGAGGUCUUCAACCUCAUCCGCAAGCAGCUCAACAAGAAGGUGUCCUCCAGCUCCAACGACCCCCAGAAGUACUAUGGCAAGGAGCUGAAGAUCGCCAAGUCCUUGGCGCUGGUUCUCUUCCUGUUUGCGCUCAGCUGGCUGCCUCUGCACGUCCUCAACUGCAUCACCCUCUUCUGCCCGUCCUGCCAGACCCCACACAUCCUCACCUACAUCGCCAUCUUCCUCACCCAUGGCAACUCGGCCAUGAACCCCAUCGUCUACGCCUUCCGCAUCAAGAAGUUCCGGACAGCCUUCCUGCAGAUCUGGAACCAGUACUUCUGCUGCAAAACCAACAAAAACGCCACCAGCACCACCACAGCCGAGACAGGCAACUAGGAGGGCAGAGAGGGGCAUCUGUGCCCACCCAGUCCCCACCCGGACACCGUUCCUGCUGUCUCAGGAAGGGGUAGCAAAGACCUGAUAGGUUCUGAGUUCAGCAGCCCCCUGCAGUCCCACAGCCACCCCAGGGGGUUAUUUAUCCAUGAGCAUUGUACUGUUUGGAUAUUGUAGCCUGCACUGAUCCUUUCUGGUUUAGGAUUUUUUCUUCCUGAUUGUUUUUGUUUUUCAUUUUUUAGGCAUUGCCAAGUAUUUAAGGAGCAAUUGUACAGACAAAUGCGCAGUUUAUCUUCAUGCAAAUAAAGUGAUCCAAACCACC
Molecule: messenger RNA, 1459 nt
Organism: Vidua macroura (Pin-tailed whydah)
Lineage: Eukaryota; Metazoa; Chordata; Aves; Passeriformes; Viduidae
Gene: ADORA1
Product: adenosine A1 receptor
Exons: 3
Coding region: 163-1140 (325 amino acids)
Biological process (GO): G protein-coupled adenosine receptor signaling pathway
Cellular component (GO): synapse; dendrite; membrane
Molecular function (GO): G protein-coupled adenosine receptor activity
Source: RefSeq, a predicted model, not a curated record